CGAAUAUUCGGAACGGGGCUCCGGGAGCUGCCCAGACUUGAUGAAUCCUUUCUUUCUGAUCUCUACUUUCUUCAUCGCAAACACGUGAGCACCCCCCUGGAGCAAGCCUGGAAAACAAUGGCAAUCGAUGCAUUGAACGCAAGGACUGUUUUUUUAACCAGUGAGGUUGCAAAUCAGCUGCAGUCGGAGCAAUGGUUAAAAAGUUAAGAUGAUGAGCAUGACCGACGUGUUCCCCUUCACCGCAGACGGGAUCUCCAUGAGGUGCUUCUCCCUAACAUCCGAACCAUCGCCGCCGGCAAUGGCGUGCUCUGGAGCUAUACAUCAUCAUCAUCCCCAUCCCCAUCCACUCCCUCCAUCUCUUGUGCUCGUCGGCAUGUUACUUAACUCUGCCAUCCCAACGUCUCACAGGACCAUGGAUCUCUUGCUAUCUGGGCCUGCCUUCGUGUCACGCUCUGCCCCCUUUUAAAUCCGCCCAUCCUCGUCCCUCCUCACUCACCGCAUCGACCUCCCCGUCCGGGGUUUUCUGGUAUCUACCCGUCGAUCGCCUCCCACCACCCCCCUUCUAGAUGCAGCACGUCGGGUCGGCGAUUUGGGACCGCCAAAUGGCCGCCACAACCCACGUCAACGUCCGCGAUGCGGGUAGCACUCAGCCCCUGCUCAGUGCUGACGAGUACGAUGCCUAUUCGUGGGUGUUGCUUGAGGACCAUCCGUUGCGCUCCCAUCCUACGGAUUGCUGUCCCGGUGUACUUUGGAUGCUUCGGAAAUGCUGUGCCGCAGUGACCAAGAGAUGGAGUGAUCGCGCACUUACCCUGAUUUGUUUGUUCUUGAUGUUCUUAGUGGCGAUUCAGUUUCUCUCGCUCUUGCCAUAUGGCGUCUCCUAUCUCUUCUUACACGAGCAAUACAAAGCGCAGUCGGGGUUUAUUCAUUGGCCUGCGGAGUUUGAAGGCCAGCCGGCUGCUUGUAUAUCCUACAACCCACGAGCUCAUGCAGAUGCCAUCCAGUACUCCCUUGCGGCGGGCUGUACUGGAGUCAAGGCCGAUAUCUGGGUACAGGACGAUGACAUCCUUGUAGGCUCUUCAGUGUCAAGCCUUAGGAACGAGUCCACGCUGCGCAAGGUGUAUCUGGAGCCACUACUGGACCACCUUGAUGCUAUGAGUUUAGCCGAAGCGCAUCCUGACCAGGACUUCAUGCCGGCCACAACAGGACUGUUUGGACAAGAUGCACUGCAAUUCAAAUUGUACUUGGAAAUCCGGUCAUCUGCAGAGAAGGUGUGGCCUCGUCUCUUGUCUGAAUUGGCGCUUCUCAGCGAACGUGGGUACCUUACCCAUCGAAAUGGGACGCAGGUCCUCCCAGGGCCUAUCACUGUUGUUCUGACAGGUCGGGAGCAAGUAAACUUUGAUGGACUCACCAUCAGCCCUGAGAGCGUCGGCAAUAGUGUCUUCUUGGAUGAAUCAUACGUAAUGGGGUCUGAAGCGUCUGCUGUUGUACAGACCUCGACGGAAGAAGAAAGGGAGGCUUCUGAGCAGGACCCACGAGAAACCUUUUCAGGCGUCGACGGACAGACAGUCCUGGCCAAUGCCCUCCAAAUGUACAGUGCCUCCAUCAACUUCAGCGUGACCAUUGGAUCGCCCCAUCGCGGGCGAUUUUCUCGGCAGCAGAUCGAGAGGAUCCAGGAUCAAGUGCGAACUGCCCAUCAAAAGGGGCUGUUGGCUCGGUACGAAGGCAUACCCUGCUACUCAGAAGGGAUGCGCCGCACUAUUUGGCGUAUCUUGGUUCACGAGGGGGCGGACCUCAUUGAAGUGGACUGGACUGGGUGUGCUAGCCGAGGCUGGCGGCGAUUCUUCAGCAUCGGGUCGCGGGGGACCGUCCCGGCCGCCAGCCACCCGCUGCAUCCUCGCUGGACAUGGGGCGAGUAAUUGUGUCCCGUGAGGUGGAAAUCCUUCUAUAUGAUAAUGAUUAGUGCUUUGAAUGCAAGUGAUACCCGACACUGUAGG
This is a messenger RNA of Aspergillus welwitschiae, 1994 nucleotides long. RefSeq lists its product as uncharacterized. The transcript has 2 exons. Bases 567 to 1916 code for a protein of 449 amino acids. The record is from RefSeq and is a predicted model, not a curated record. Lineage: Eukaryota; Fungi; Ascomycota; Eurotiomycetes; Eurotiales; Aspergillaceae.